Messenger RNA from Plasmodium coatneyi, 2670 nucleotides. RefSeq lists its product as uncharacterized. NCBI's taxonomy places the organism in Eukaryota, Apicomplexa, Aconoidasida, Haemosporida, Plasmodiidae. The coding region runs from base 1 to 2670 and encodes 889 amino acids. The record is from RefSeq and is a predicted model, not a curated record. The transcript is spliced from 22 exons. Gene Ontology annotation, biological process: cyclic nucleotide biosynthetic process; intracellular signal transduction.
AUGCCGGACUUAAAGCACAUAUAUGCAAAGGAAAUUUUCCCAAAUGAGAAGCUGAAAAAAUAUUUCUUAAAAUGUAGAUCGAAGGAAAAAGUUUUAUACUCCUUUACCUCAGACAAUGAAAUUACAAAUGAGGAGAAAAAAUAUGAUGACCAAUUGGACACUUCGAAAUAUGAGGGCCUAAACUCCAACGCGUUGACGAGGCUGGUCAACCUACUGUACCUUCUGUACCUCUUCUUUGUAAUUUUUAGCAAAGACGUUUUGUAUAUCUUUCUAGAAAAGAAACACGAUGCUCUGUCCGAUUAUCUGAUCGUCCUCCUCAUUUUCACAUGCUGCGUCGAAUUAAUGAUAAACUUUUUGACGAGAAAAACCUACACCUGCUAUUUUAUGUUUUUCGAAGUGAUCUCUUUGGUAUCCUUAUUUUUUGAUUUGUUCAUUUGUGAGUGUUAUCUGUUCGAUUUGUUCGACUCCUAUGUGAAGAGAAUAAACGGAAUAAGUGAUGUUGGGAGCGAAGACGUGGUUUAUCUGAUACACCUGGUGAAGGCUCUGAGGGUCACAAAAAUAUAUAGGUUGAUUAUUUACUUCGUCGGAGAACACACCAAGGAGAAGUACAAGCACAGGAAUGAGUGGAAUUUCGAAAAAAUGGAGAGCAUGCAGAAUAGAACGAAUUUGAAGGAGAGCCUAAAAUUUACGAACAAAAUGCACCUGGCGCUGAUAAAGAGAUAUUUUAUGUCCCUGUUCUUCGUGAUGCUGUCCUUUAUAUUUAUCGAGACGAUGUCCAUUCCCAAAGUACAGAAUAACUCCAUGGAGUACUUCAUCUACAACAUUGACCUAAUUUCCUUAGAGGAUUAUUACGAAUCUGAAUUUUUGAAGGCCCUUUAUUUUUACACUGAAAUACAAAAGGGAAAGGGAGCCGAUGAAUACCUAGUUAGCUUUAAGUCAAAAAGAAAACUGCAAAAUUUUGUCAACAAAAAGGAGUUAAAUGUAGGAACGGAAAAACGGACGCUGUGGGACUUUGCCCAUUUGUCACACAAGGAGCUCCUGAAGUUUAUAAGCAUGAACCCCCCAGACGGGGGUGAUGACGAGGAGGAAGUAAUUCUCAGUGGCACAAUUAAGGACCUUAACUCCCUAAGGAGGUACGAAACGAAAGUGUACCAGUCGGCCGAGUUUACCUUUUACAUAAAUGUUAAGAAGAAUGUAAAGAAGCGAAUAAAGAACGUUGUCCUGUUGAAGAUUCUCGUCAUCGUGUUCUCCUUCAUUAUACUGUUUUACUUUACCUCCGAAUUGAACGUUCUGCUAUUCCCAAUAGAAAGUAUAUUGAAGAAGUUGAAGCUGAUGAAAUCGAACCCAACGCUGGCACUGGAAAUGCAGGAGGAGCUGCUAAACCAUGAGCUGGACAAUAUACUAAGGAACACAAAUUUGAAGCGAAAGGGCAUAAAGCAGAAUUACGAAAUUUUGAAGAUGGAGGAAAAUUUGAUGAAACUGGGAACCCUCAUGUUGUUAGGCUUCGGAGAGGCGGGCGCGAAAAUUAUUUCUAAAAAUAUCAACGCUCAGGAGAGAGUGAACUUAUUGGUGAAUGGGGAAGUGGUUUACUCUGUCUUUUCAUUUUGCGACAUAAGGAAUUUCACCGAAAUAACGGAGGUGCUGAAGGAGAAGAUCAUGAUAUUUAUAAACCUGGUGGCAGAGAUAAUCCACGACUGCUGCGAUUUUUACGGAGGGUCAAUAAAUAAGAACAUCGGAGAUGCAUUCCUGCUCGUCUGGAAAUGCAAAAAAAGAGACUUCCACAAUGAGAGGAUAAGUCUGUUAACGUCCAAGUGUCAUGUGACGGGUGGGGGGAAUAGUGCAGAGAUUUCGGAGAAGGCAUGCAUAAACAGGGUUUGCGAUUUGGCGUUUCUGUCCACCGUGAAGACGUUGAUCAGGCUGCACGAGUCGGAGAAGAUACGCUCCUUCCUCAAAAGUGAGAAGAUCCACGAGAUCGUCGGGAACAACAUCAUAGAGUUAAGUUUCGGUCUGCAUUUCGGCUGGGCCAUUGAAGGGGCCAUUGGAAGCAGCUACAAAAUUGACCUCUCCUAUUUAUCCGAGAAUGUUAACAUAGCGAGCAGACUACAGGACAUUUCUAAGACGUACAAAAGGAACAUCGUCAUCUCGGGCGAAUUUUACGAAAACAUGUCUGAGGGGUUCAAGAAGUCCCUGCGCAGAAUAGACCGAGUUACUCUGAAGGGAUGCGGAAAGCCACUAGAUUUGUACACCUUUGACAUACGUCUAGAUAAGAUUCCGAAGAAAAAAAACAUAGAAGUGUUUGACGUGGCCAGAAAUGUUGACAUAAAAAUGAUAAAGAUUUUGAAUGACAUAAAGCAAAAGACGGAGAGACGCCGUCGGAAGAAGGAAGUGUUGAAUCUGUCUUACGAUCUGUACGAGGAAUAUUCAAAGAGCGCGGACAUAAAGUCAAUUCAGAUGAAUUUCCCUGAGGAAUAUUUGAGGCUGUUUGAAAAUGCGCUAGAGUUGUAUUUGCGUGGAGAAUGGCCAGAGUCCCACAAGCUACUGGAGCAUUUGCGGGGGAACUUCUCCUGCGAGGAUGACAUUUUGUGUCAGUUGGGAGACUUUUUACGUGCGUCAAAUUUGACUGCACCGAUUGAUUGGGGUGGUUAUCGACGUUUUUUGCAGAAGUCGUAG